UGUUGCUGCCGCCUCUGAUGAGUCGGCCCCGUCCCCGCUCUCCAGCACGCAGCCCAGGCCGAGGCCCUUGGGCAACCCGCCCCGCGCUCCGACCCAGCCUCUCUGGAGUCCGCCGGCCUCGCGGACCUUUUCUCUGUCGCUCGUGUUUCCGGGCGGAUGGCGCUGAGGAACGCUUUAGAGCCGAAGUUGCGAGGACCUGUAAGAGGGCAGGCGUGAGCAACCAUGGCCGGACGGCACUUCCCGGUUACCCGGCUGGAGGGCGUUUCUCGGGAGCAGUUCAUGCAGCACCUCUACCCACAGAGAAAACCUCUUGUGUUGGAAGGGAUUGAUUUGGGGCCAUGUACAAACAAAUGGACAGUGGAUUACCUAAGCCAAGUUGGAGGGAAGAAAGAAGUAAAGAUUCAUGUUGCUGCAGUUGCACAGAUGGACUUCAUUAAACUUUACCUUUUGACCAGUUGGUCCAGAGGGCAGCUGAAGAGAAGCAUAAAGAAUUCUUUGUUUCAGAGUCACUAUCAUGAGCAACAUAUUAAAGACAUUUCUUCAUAUGGCCACCAGAGAGCAUUAGUAGAAAGGGAUGAGAAAUACUACUUACGGUCACUUGGAGAAGACCCUAGAAAGGAUGUUGCAGAUAUCAGAAAGCAGUUUCCUUUGUUGAAAGAAGAUAUUAAGUUUCCAGAAUUCUUCAAAGAGGAACAAUUCUUUUCCAGUGUUUUUCGAAUUAGUUCACCAGGAUUACAACUAUGGACUCAUUAUGAUGUAAUGGAUAAUUUGUUAAUACAAGUGACAGGAAAAAAGCGUGUUGUACUCUUCAGUCCUCGAGAUGCCCAGUAUUUAUAUUUAAAAGGUACUAAAUCAGAAGUAUUGAAUAUAGAUAACCCAGACUUGGCUAAAUAUCCACUUUUUUCCAAGGCUAGAAGAUAUGAAUGUUCCCUUGAAGCUGGUGAUGUAUUAUUCAUUCCUGCUUUAUGGUUCCAUAAUGUAAUUUCUGAAGAGUUUGGAGUGGGAGUGAAUAUCUUUUGGAAGCACCUUCCAUCUGAAUGCUAUGAUAAGACAGAUACCUAUGGAAACAAAGAUCCUACAGCAGCAUCAAGAGCUGCACAAAUUUUGGACAGAGCCUUGAAAACACUGGCCGAAUUACCAGAGGAAUAUAGGGACUUCUAUGCACGACGAAUGGUCCUACACAUUCAAGACAAAGCCUACAGCAAGAACUCUGAGUAAAUAAUGAAGUGAAUGCAAUGUACAUCAACACUUUAGUAAGGUAUAACGAUAUAAAUUAUUUUGUUAAAAUAGGAAAGAUACAUCAGAUUUACAGAUUAUGUAAGUAUGAAGGGGUAUUUGUGUGCAUUCUACUUGAUACAGAUUGUUAUAAUUAAAGAAUGCUAUGCUCGGACCACUAUUUAACAUUCAGAUGCUGACCACUAAAAGUCCAACUUAAAAUGACUUAAAAACAGUAAGAAAAUAUAUUGAAUCACAAUACGUGAAAUCUAUUGACAGAAUGGGCUGCAGUGUUUCUGAUCCAGUGAUUCAGUAAUGUCAUCAAGAACCUUGGGAGCCCGUCUCCACACCCCACCCCCUUUUCAACCACAACAUUGGCAUCAUCCUAAGGCUGGCUACCCUCGUGGUCAUGGGAUGAUUGCCAGUAGCAGUUGGAGCCUUGUGCAUCUUCAUUUACAUGCAGCGGAAGAGUCAGGCUGGAUUCCAGGGGCCCCGUCCUAAUAUGAGAAAGCUUUCCCAGAAUUCAUUUUCCAUAUCCUUAGAUCUCAUUGCUCUAAAGUAACUUAGACCUGUCCAUCCCUAAGCCAGUCACUGGCAAAGAGUCUGGAAUAACCUUUACAGCAGUCAGGUCCACUGGAGCUGAGAGUAGAAGUGGAGACCACAUGAGGGAUAUAUGGGGGCAGAAAGGAUAGUUUUUUUAAAAAUCUUGGUUCUGAUAGGAAAAACAUGAGCAACCAACAAUAUUUAUUACAUUUGCCUAGAAGCAGAAUUUUUUGAGGAACUUUAAAAAAUGUACAGAUACCUAGGUCCCAACUUUGUAGACGGAUUCGUGUUUGGGAUUUGGUAUAGGAACUUAGUAGACCUCAUAGGGUGUUUUGAUGCAUAAUCAGAGCUGAGAUCAACUGAACUUGAUGAUAGUGACUUGGAUUAUUAGUUUUGUGAUUAGUCCAAAACAAAUGUUUAAUCUGAUCUUGACUUUUCUUGCCACCCAGUAUGUCAGGUCUGUCUUUUUUUUGGUUUUCGAGUGUUAGAAAAUAAAUGUUUUAAUUUAUACUUAUGUCUAAACCUUAGCCUAAUUAAAGAUUUCCCAACUUUU
Molecule: messenger RNA, 2311 nt
Organism: Macaca mulatta (Rhesus monkey)
Lineage: Eukaryota; Metazoa; Chordata; Mammalia; Primates; Cercopithecidae
Gene: TYW5
Product: tRNA-yW synthesizing protein 5
Biological process (GO): wybutosine biosynthetic process
Molecular function (GO): tRNA binding
Source: RefSeq, a predicted model, not a curated record